GGGACUGGGCUCAACCCAAGACGUGUGUGUGCAUUGUCGUGUGCAGUUACGUACAAAGCUUUUGCGAAGCAUAAUUUCCAAGUCACGCUUAGAAAGAGACUGUGAUUAUCAUGGUGAAAGCGUGGUUUAUGGAUUCCUCUGACACAGAUCAGAGACUGCCACAUCAGCUUGAUCCUCCUGAACCAGUAUCACUGGAAGAUUUGAAGAACUGUGGGGUAUUAUACUGGAAGAUAGAUGCUGAUAAUUAUGAGAAGGAAGGCAAACUGGCAAAGAUUCGGGAAGAACGAGGCUACAGUUAUGAUGACUGUAUCACAUGUACUCCAGAAAAGCUUCCAAACUAUGAGCAAAAGCUCAAGACGUUUUUUGAAGAGCAUCUUCACACAGAUGAAGAGAUCAGAUUUAUCCUGGACGGCAGUGGCUACUUUGACAUCAGGAAUCAGGAGGAUAAGUGGAUUCGCAUUUUUGUUGAAAAGGGUGACUUGAUCAUUCUACCAGCUGGCAUUUAUCACCGUUUCACUUUGGAUGACAAAGACUACAUAAAAGCAAUGCGUCUGUUCAUUGGUGAACCUGUGUGGACCCCUCAUAACAGGCCUUCAGAUGACAAUCCAGCUCGUCUUAAAUACCUUCAGAAUGUGCAGGCAGGAGUGUUUACCAAAGCCUAGGAACUCUGCAAGAAAGAAACGCACAUGGUGGCUUUUUUCCAAAAUAAUCGGGUCACUGCUGUCCUCUUGUAAGAUGGACAAACUCGCUGGUAAAAUUGGACUUAGUUCAGAAGCCAAAGUAGAAAUUUAAUCCGUGGGUUUUAACACAUGGAUAGUGGCAUGAAGCUUGGAAAAUAUAUAUAUAUUUUUUUACUAAUGGGCCUUGUUGUAAAAGAAGAGUUGGUGAAAACAUAGUCAUUGGAAAAUGAAAUCACAUGAUAAACAAUGAACUAGCCAGUACAAUGUCA
This is a messenger RNA of Orbicella faveolata, 949 nucleotides long. RefSeq names its product acireductone dioxygenase-like. The record is from RefSeq and is a predicted model, not a curated record. Gene Ontology annotation, molecular function: acireductone dioxygenase [iron(II)-requiring] activity. NCBI's taxonomy places the organism in Eukaryota, Metazoa, Cnidaria, Anthozoa, Scleractinia, Merulinidae.